Molecule: messenger RNA, 786 nt
Organism: Capronia coronata CBS 617.96
Lineage: Eukaryota; Fungi; Ascomycota; Eurotiomycetes; Chaetothyriales; Herpotrichiellaceae
Exons: 2
Coding region: 1-786 (261 amino acids)
Source: RefSeq, a predicted model, not a curated record
AUGAUCGUCAAAGCCACUGCCGUUGCUCUGCUUGUUGCAGGUUCAGCCUCAGCGGCCGCUCUCAUCAACGCAAAGCAAUAUGGCGCCGAAGCAGUCGUCAAGGCAGAUCCCGACUAUGGUCUUUGCAUUCCAACCAUGAAGUUCGAAGGCGGCAUCAGAGGCCGACCAGCCCUGGAAUUUAGUUUUCUGCCUGCGGAUCCAUUGUGCAGCAAAGGUCAACAAGAGGCAUUGAAUAUCAACAUCAUCACAAACCGCAUCUGCGAUCAACUCAGCACUGUGUGCGCAGCCAACCAGGCAGCCCAGACGCUGUGUCGACAGGCCCAAGCGAAGAUCCGCACACUGGGCACCCGCGACAAGUCGACCGCCGACACCUGGAACACACUGCUCGGCUUCGGCGGCGCCUUGACCAAUCCCGACGGCGGCCUCGCCGAGCCGGACUCCCAGAUGAGAGAUCUCAAGGUGAAGAGAGACGUGGAGAUGGAGAAGCGCGCCAUCAUCCCAUGUUCCACUUCUGAAUGGAUCGAUACUUGCACGGGUUGGCCCGCUGCGGAACCGGUGGUCAAGCGUCAUGUCGAGGCUGAUGCUGAUGUUGCAGCUCCUGAGCCUGUUGUCAAGAAGAGAUCUGCAGAGCCGGAGGCAGAACCGGACCCAGAACCACAACCGGAGCCGGAAGCUGAGCCGAUGGUCAAGAGGUCUGGAGAGGCAGGAGCAAAAGCAAAGAGACAGGUCGAGUUCAUUGCUUGCUCGACCACCGAAUGGCUUGACGACUGCACCGGCUGGCCUUGA